AACAGUACAGAAAGAAAUAAAGCUGAAUAGGAACUGAAACACAAAUAUUCAAUUCCAUGUAGAGAGAGAGAGAGAUCUAGAGAGAGAGUAAUAAAUGGGUGUAAAUGCAAGAAAAGCCUAACCCAUCUAUUCAUCCCAAAAAACAACAAAAGAGAAAAGGAAACAAAAAAAUUCUGCAAAUUCUCACACAAGAACAACGCAAGGGAAUUUCUUGAAAAACAGCCAUUGUCGUCUCUCUCCCACAGCCACAUACACACAGAUAUAGUGAGAGAAAGACAAAUUUCAGAUAAUCAAGAACCAGAGAAUUUCUCUCUCUGCAAUUUUUUAAGGUGCUUCGAUAGUCUAGUCAAGAAGAAUCAAUCUCCUGCGUAUUAGGAACUAACCAAAAGAUGAAAGGUAUACCAAUGCCGAUUUCGAGUCCAAACAGAGCAGAGAAUUUCCCGCCGCCAUUACUGAGAUUCUCGAGGACCAACACAGCCAGUAGAAGCAGAGGAAGAUCACGUUCCAGCCCUAUGUUCUACAUCCGCACCAAAAGAAGCGCUGCCGAAACGGCUCAGGAACCGUCUUCCCCGAAGGUCACUUGCUUCGGCCAGGUCAGAACCGCCAAAUCCAACGCCAAAACCACCUCCGGCAACCGCCGCCGCAGCUGGCUGUUUAGGAGGACCACCGGAAAUCUCUCCCUAGGGUUCCGGCGCCAGAAAGGGAUUUUCCGGCGAAUAUUCUGCAACUGCGGAUUAUUUUCGAAAUCGAGCUACUGCACGGAAAUCGACACAACGAAGAAUUCAAUUUCGACCUAUUCCGAUCAGAAGAACAAUUCAUUACCGCAAAAUCCGCGCCUUCCGCAGUCAGAAACCAAAACCGAUUCGAUUUCCGUACCGACAAAUGCCCUAAUUUUGACGAGGUGCAGAUCCGCUCCGUACAGAUCUUCAUCCCUGGCCGGCAGAAUUUGGGGCUCUCCAUUCCGCGACGCCGAAACUGCAACUAAUGCGAAACCAGAGGGCUCGAAAAUGCCUGUUGAAUCAAAAACUAGGGUUAGCCAUGAAAAUACAAACGAAAUGCGGAAUUCAACGAGUAAUUGCGUCGACGAAUCGAAGGGAAUCACCGUUGAUGCAAUCCACCCAUUGCUGCUGACAAGAUGUAAAUCGGAGCCGGCAAAAACAGGGGAAAGGCUGAAUCCAGAGACCAGUUUUUGGCGGCAGAGAAGAUUCGGCAGCACAGUGGAGCAGAGCCUUCUUUGUUCUUUGCAUAGUUCCAAAUAUUAACUUACGCAUGCACAUGGGACUGACUGUUGACAGCAUAAAUAAUACUCCUCCCCCCGUCCCUAAACAAUAGUAUGGUUAUAUUCGGUACGAGAUUUAAGGAAUAUUGAUAUUAUAUUAACAGUGAGUAAAAAAUAUAGAUAAAAAAUAUUUUUGUCUUUGUGAGUGUAUUAGUGUAAAAUAUAGUGGCAAUUGUGUAAUAAUAAUGAAAGGGUGUGUUUGUUUGAA
Molecule: messenger RNA, 1487 nt
Organism: Andrographis paniculata
Lineage: Eukaryota; Viridiplantae; Streptophyta; Magnoliopsida; Lamiales; Acanthaceae
Exons: 2
Coding region: 390-1262 (290 amino acids)
Source: RefSeq, a predicted model, not a curated record